Molecule: messenger RNA, 2191 nt
Organism: Epinephelus lanceolatus (giant grouper)
Lineage: Eukaryota; Metazoa; Chordata; Actinopteri; Perciformes; Serranidae
Product: cytokine receptor common subunit gamma-like
Biological process (GO): cytokine-mediated signaling pathway
Cellular component (GO): external side of plasma membrane
Molecular function (GO): cytokine receptor activity; protein binding
Source: RefSeq, a predicted model, not a curated record
AAAAGCAAACGAUUAUGAACCAUUAAGGUUUAUCAUUUUUUAAUUGUGACUUUUCAUGCUGCCUACUGCAUGGAGUUUGGUAUAACUGGUUCCUUAAAGCUAUGGUCUACGUUUAGAAAGACGAUGAGAAAGAUUUGAAAAAAGCAUCCCCCCCCACACACACACCCCUCCCUCUGUGCUCCAUGAUCCCUCCCCUCCGAGCUUGUGUCCCUCUCCCCUCGGAGCCUCCUAACGACACACCCCCUCCCGCAUAGCAACAUACAGUUACAUACAGCAUACAGUUAUCUAUGUCACAACAUCCACGAUAAAAACGAAAUAUUACCUGUUCAACAAAAACUCCGCUGUAUCAGCAUCAUUUUUCAGGCCCAGAUCUUGCCGGAGCUUUCUCCAUCGGUCAAAGGAACUGAGGAAACAGAACACGGUGGCGCGCCAGAGUGCAGCGGCUCUUAGCUUUCUCACAUAUAUAUAUAGUUUUGUCCGCGUUUUUCUGCUCAUGUCAAGCAGAUUUUGUGUAUAGUCGGCAGGACAUCAACAUUGGCUGGAAAUGCAAGGUUGACAUCACGAGAGACUUUCAAAAGGCACACAACAUCCCGGACGCCAUCGGCAGACCUGCGGAGUCACUGUGGAUCUGCUGCCUGAGUAAGCGACGCAGACGCCGGAGGGAGCGAAGGCAGAAGCGCGGGCGCCGCUCAGGGAUAUUGGCUAGGCUAAAGAAGUACCCUCACACUCCGUCACUGCUGAGCAUCUUCCUGACAACCGCAGAUCUAUUUUGAACAAAAUGGACGAACUGGAGCUAUUGAUUGCCUCUAACUGCUAUGUACAGACCUGUGGGAUUAUGAUCAUAACGGAAAGCUGGCUUCACCCGCUCAUACCCGAUGCUGCGGUACAGCUAGUGGGCCGCACUAGCCACCGGCAGGACAGCAACAUCGAGUCUGUGAAGUUAAAUCCACCAACAAACGUGAGUGACCAGAUCUAUCUGUGCCUCACUUGGACCCAGAUUUUACCUAACUGUGUGGAGAGUGAAGCUCGCUACAGGAUCAGUGACAGCUCAUGGGAGACUUCUCGUGUCAGACCUGGGAUGCAGGAAUACUGCAUCAACAUGCCCUCCACCAAAUCCCUGGUUGAGCUGCAAGUGCGGAGCAAAAUGGAGUUCGCCUGUGGAGGGUCUUUAUUCUGGAGUGAGUGGAGUGAACCUGUGGUCUGGGGAUCCAACAAAAGCACAGUGUAUCCAAUGAUCCUAAAUAGCUCUAAGUGUGAGCUUCAGUCAGUGGUCCUGACCUGUUUGUGUAUCAGUGAGGGGUUUCCUUUACCCACCAUCAGAUGGCCGCUGUUGAAGAACCAAGCAGAGUACUCUGUUACGACCACUGUGUCAAACCACAUGGUCAACAGCAGCCUCACCCUAACUGUCAAGGACCACAGCAACAUUUCUAUUGAGUGUGUGAGCAGUAAUGAAGGUGGGGAAUCAAAAGCAGACAUCAUCAUCAUAACUUCAGAGAGGCGAGAAGCAGAUGAACAUGGACCAAGUGCAGUGCCUCUCUUGACUGUCGUCGCUGUUGUAUCUCUUACUGUGAAUGUCCUCUGCAUGAUCCCCUUCAUAUUCCUUUGGAUCACAAGAAAAAAGGUGAAACCAAAGCAAGAGGACAGAACGUACAUGUCACUGAAGAAAACAGAAACAUCACCGGAGUAUGAUGUGAUUGGCCAUCCUCUGAGCUAACAAGGUUCAGCUUCCACUGAGUGUCAUAGAAUAUGAUACUUCCAUACUCUGAUUUAAAAUGUGUACAUGUUAUAAGUAAAACGCUUCUCAGUUUCUUUUUUUUUUAUUUUACCGCACCUAUAUUUAGUAUUUUACAGUAUAUAUAUAUUUUUUUGUUUACAUUUACUGAACCAGGGGAAGUCCACUGAGUACACAUUAUUCCAGUAUAAUCAUAGUCAUCUGUUGUAGGUGCCUGGGAUUUAAGUGCUUUGCAGAUUUCUCAACGAGUCUGGAGAUCUGGAAACAGACGUUUUCAAGUGAAAUUAAUUAUUUGAUAUUUUUAUAUUAUUUUAUCAUACAAUGUUUAUGAGCUGUCAUUGUGGUCACAACUGUGUCUUUAACAAUGUGCCUUGAAUACACUCUUUAAAACCAACCUGAUUAUCUUUGCAGUAUGGUGUAUGCAAUUCUUUUUGACAAUAAAGGCAAUUUUGAUUUGUA